AUGGAUAAGAUUUAUUCAACAAUAUAUAAUAAUGUAAUAGAAUCAAGAAAAAUAAGCAAAGAAAAUAAGGAACUAUUGUUAAAUUUAUAUGAAAAAGAUCUCUGUGAAAUCAUACCAAAUAUUUUACCAUUUUGUGCUUAUGAAAACGGAAAGUUUAUUUAUUUUCCAACAUUUCCCACUCCAAAUCUAAUUCUCAACAAUAAACAAAUCUAUAAAUAUGGAAUCAAUGGCAUUUAUUAAUAGUAUUAUUUUUAUAUAUCAGUUAGGAUUGUAUCCAUUUUUAAUACCCAUUAUUCAUUGGAAUAAAAUGGAAUAAAGGACUCUGAUCUUAAAAAUAUUGGUUUAUUUCUUUAAAGCCAGGAAUAUGUAUAAAUAAUUCUACCAUAUUUUUUUGACUUAAGUUAUGCUAUUCUACAGUUUUAUUAUACUAUUAUAUAAGCAGCUCUUGACAUUUUAGAAAAUGAUUACUAAAUGGUUCUAUAAUUUUACAUACUCGCAGGAAUAGGCUGCAUAAUUAUAUUAUAUAUAGUCAUAUUGAUUAGAGCAAUCACUUUAUAAAAUAAAGUUCGUUUAAUUAGAUAAACUUUAAUUGUUAUACCUCAUGAAUCUUUAUAAGAUUAAUCUAUACUGAAUUCUAUUAGAAAGAUUGAUAGAAUACUUUGA
Messenger RNA from Paramecium sonneborni, 663 nucleotides. NCBI's taxonomy places the organism in Eukaryota, Ciliophora, Oligohymenophorea, Peniculida, Parameciidae. The record is from the annotation of a GenBank genome assembly.